AUGACCAGCUUGAAACGGUCACAGACGGAGAGGCCUGCUGCCCCCGAAAGGGCCUCGGUUGUCGCCACAGAUGGCGCCCCCAAAGUCCACACUGACGACUUCUACAUGCGACGCUUCAGGUCCCAGAAUGGCAGUUUAGGGUCCUCGGUCAUGGCUCCGGUAGGGCCCCCCCGAAGCGAAGGGUCUCAUCAUAUAACCUCGACCCCCGGAGUCCCCAAGAUGGGGGUUAGGGCUAGGAUUGCGGAUUGGCCCCCGAGAAAGGAAAACGUCAAAGAAUCUAGCCGUUCAAGCCAGGAAAUAGAAACCUCAAGUUGCCUUGAGAGCCUGUCCUCCAAAAGCAGUCCUGUGAGUCAGGGAAGUUCUGUUAGCCUCAAUUCCAGUGACUCAGCCAUGUUAAAAAGCAUACAGAACACACUGAAAAACAAGACAAGGCCGGCGGAGAACAUGGACUCCAGAUUUCUCAUGCCUGAAGCCUACCCCAGCUCCCCUAGGAAGGCUCUCCGCAGGAUCCGUCAGCGGAGCAACAGCGAUAUCACCAUAAGUGAACUUGACGUGGAUAGCUUCGAUGAAUGUAUCUCGCCCACAUACAAGACUGGGCCAUCACUGCACAGGGAAUAUGGUAGCACCUCUUCAAUUGAUAAGCAGGGAACGUCCGGGGAAAGCUUCUUUGACUUGCUAAAGGGCUACAAAGACGACAAGUCUGAUCGAGGUCCAACUCCAACCAAGCUCAGUGACUUCCUCAUCGCCAGUGGGGGCAAGGGCUCCGGUUUCUCCCUGGAUGUCAUAGACGGGCCCAUCUCCCAGAGGGAGAACCUCCGGCUCUUUAAGGAAAGGGAAAAACCACUCAAGCGCCGUUCCAAGUCUGAAACUGGAGACUCGUCCAUUUUUCGUAAGUUACGCAAUGCCAAAGGUGAGGAACUUGGGAAAUCGUCAGAUCUUGAAGACAACCGGUCAGAAGACUCUGUCAGGCCCUGGACAUGCCCGAAGUGCUUUGCCCACUACGAUGUCCAGAGUAUACUAUUUGACUUGAAUGAGGCCAUUAUGAACAGGCACAACGUUAUUAAGAGGAGAAACACCACCACGGGGGCAUCGGCCGCUGCCGUGGCAUCCCUGGUCUCCGGACCUCUGUCCCACUCGGCCAGUUUUAGCUCCCCGAUGGGCAGCACGGAGGACCUGAAUUCCAAGGGGAGCCUCAGCAUGGACCAGGGAGACGAUAAGAGCAAUGAACUUGUACUGAGCUGUCCGUAUUUUCGGAAUGAGAUAGGUGGAGAAGGCGAAAGGAAAAUCAGCCUGUCAAAAUCAAAUUCUGGUUCCUUUAGUGGGUGUGAAAGUGCCUCCUUUGAGUCUACGCUUAGUUCCCAUUGCACAAAUGCAGGAGUGGCGGUACUUGAAGUGCCCAAGGACAACCUUGUGUUGCAUCUGGACAGGGUGAAGAGAUACAUCGUGGAGCAUGUGGACCUGGGCGCGUACUAUUACAGGAAAUUCUUCUAUCAGAAGGAACACUGGAACUAUUUUGGGGCCGAUGAGAAUCUUGGACCAGUGGCUGUGAGCAUUCGGAGGGAAAAGCCAGAAGAGACGAAGGAAAAUGGAUCUCCCUACAACUACCGAAUAAUUUUUAGAACCAGUGAGCUCAUGACCCUGAGAGGUUCAGUCCUGGAGGAUGCCAUUCCCUCAACGGCGAAGCACUCGACAGCCAGAGGGCUGCCCCUGAAGGAAGUGCUGGAGCACGUGAUUCCUGAGCUCAACGUCCAGUGCCUGAGGUUGGCCUUCAACACUCCCAAAGUCACAGAGCAACUCAUGAAACUGGACGAACAAGGGCUGAACUAUCAGCAGAAGGUAGGCAUCAUGUACUGCAGAGCUGGACAGAGCACCGAAGAAGAGAUAUACAACAAUGAGUCAGCCGGCCCGGCCUUUGAGGAAUUCCUUCAGCUGUUGGGAGAACGCGUUCGGCUCAAAGGAUUUGAGAAGUACCGUGCACAGCUUGACACCAAAACUGACUCCACUGGAACCCAUUCUCUGUAUACAACAUACAAAGACUAUGAAAUCAUGUUCCAUGUUUCCACCAUGCUGCCAUACACACCUAAUAACAAGCAACAGCUCCUACGGAAGCGGCACAUUGGAAAUGAUAUUGUCACAAUUGUUUUCCAAGAGCCCGGAGCACAGCCAUUCAGCCCAAAAAACAUCCGAUCCCACUUCCAGCACGUUUUUGUCAUCGUCAGGGUUCACAACCCCUGCACCGACAGUGUUUGUUACAGUGUGGCUGUCACCAGGUCCAGAGACGUGCCUUCCUUUGGACCUCCCAUCCCCAAAGGGGUCACUUUCCCUAAGUCAAAUGUGUUCAGGGACUUCCUUUUGGCCAAAGUGAUUAACGCAGAAAACGCUGCGCAUAAAUCAGAGAAGUUUCGGGCCAUGGCAACUCGGACCCGCCAGGAAUACCUGAAAGAUCUGGCAGAAAAGAAUGUCACCAACACCCCAAUUGACCCAUCUGGCAAGUUCCCAUUCAUCUCUCUGGCCUCCAAGAAGAAGGAGAAGUCUAAGCCAUAUCCGGGAGCUGAACUCAGUAGCAUGGGGGCCAUUGUGUGGGCCGUCCGGGCCAAAGACUACAACACAGCUAUGGAAAUAGACUGUCUGUUGGGGGUCUCCAACGAAUUCAUCGUCCUCAUCGAGCAGGAAACAAAGAGCGUGGUUUUCAACUGUUCCUGCAGAGAUGUGAUAGGGUGGACCUCGACUGACACCAGCCUCAAGAUCUUCUACGAGCGAGGAGAAUGUGUUUCGGUGGAGAGUUUAAUUAAUAACGAGGAUAUCAAGGAGAUUGUAAAGAGGUUGCAGUUUGUGUCAAAAGGUUGUGAAUCAGUGGAGAUGACUCUGCGAAGGAAUGGGCUAGGCCAGCUUGGCUUCCAUGUCAACUACGAGGGCAUCGUGGCCGACGUGGAGCCCUAUGGCUAUGCCUGGCAGGCAGGGCUCAGGCAGGGCAGCCGGCUGGUGGAGAUCUGCAAGGUGGCGGUGGCCACCCUGAGCCACGAGCAGAUGAUUGAUCUCCUGAGAACAUCUGUCACGGUGAAGGUUGUCAUCAUCCCCCCGCAUGACGACUGCACCCCACGGAGGAGUUGCUCUGAAACGUACCGCAUGCCAGUGAUGGAAUACAAAAUGAACGAAGGGGUUUCAUACGAAUUCAAGUUUCCCUUCCGAAAUAAUAACAAAUGGCAGAGGAAUGCCAACAAGGGGCCUCACUCAGCUCAAGUCCCCUCCCAGGUGCAGAGCCCCAUGACCUCGAGGCUGAAUGCUGGCAAAGGAGACGGGAAGAUGGCUCCUCCAGAAAGAGCCGCCAACAUCCCUCGAAGCAUCUCCAGUGACGGGCGCCCCCUGGAGAGGCGGCUGUCUCCUGGCUCAGACAUCUACGUGACGGUCUCCUCCAUGGCCCUCGCGAGGUCCCAGCAGUGCCGCAACUCCCCUAGCAACCUGUCUUCAUCCAGCGAGACGGGCUCUGGCGGAGGCACUUACCGGCAGAAGUCCAUGCCCGAAGGGUUUGGAGUAAGCCGCAGAUCCCCAGCCUCCAUCGACAGGCAGAACACCCAGUCAGAUAUUGGUGGCAGCGGGAAAUCUACCCCCAGCUGGCAAAGAAGUGAGGAUAGCAUUGCUGACCAGAUGGCUUACAGUUAUAGAGGACCUCAGGAUUUCAAUUCUUUUGUCCUCGAGCAGCAUGAAUAUACAGAGCCAACGUGCCAUCUCCCAGCAGUAUCAAAGGUACUGCCAGCUUUCCGAGAGAGCCCCAGUGGGAGAUUAAUGCGGCAGGAUCCGGUGGUCCAUUUGUCUCCAAACAAACAAGGGCAUUCUGACAGCCACUACUCAAGCCACUCCAGCAGCAAUACCCUCUCCAGCAACGCGUCAAGUGCCCACAGCGACGAGAAGUGGUACGAUGGGGACCGCACGGAGUCUGAGCUCAACAGCUACAACUACCUGCAAGGCACCUCCGCUGACAGUGGCAUCGACACCACCUCCUAUGGUCCCAGCCACGGCAGCACGGCCUCCCUGGGGGCUGCCACGUCGUCCCCUCGCUCAGGGCCCAGCAAAGAGAAAGUGGCACCCCUGUGGCAUAGUUCCAGUGAAGUGAUCUCCAUGGCAGAUCGGACUUUAGAGACAGACGGCCUCGGCAUGGACCGGAAAACAGAGUCCUCCCUGAGCCUGGACAUCCACGGCAAGAGCCCAGCGGGCUCAAACCCUCUGACAAGGGAGAACAGCACUUUCAGUAUAAAUGACGCUGCUUCCCACACAAGCACCAUGGGCUCCCGACACUCUCCCAGCCCCGUUGUCUUCACCAGUGCCAGAAGCUCCCCUAAAGAAGAGCUCCAUCCUGCCACCUCACAGCUCCUACCUUCCUCCUCCUCCUCCUCCUCCUCGUCUGGUCCUAGGACUUUCUACCCUCGCCAGGGCGCAACCAGCAAGUACCUGAUUGGUUGGAAGAAACCCGAAGGAACCAUAAACUCCGUGGGAUUCAUGGACACAAGAAAGCGUCACCAGAGCGACGGCAAUGAGAUAGCCCACACCAGGCUGCGUGCUUCAACCAGGGACCUCCGGGCGUCCCCCAAGCCGGCCUCCAAGUCCACCAUUGAGGAGGACCUCAAGAAACUCAUCGACCUGGAAAGCCCAACUCCCGAAUCGCAGAAGAACUUUAAGUUCCAUGCGCUCUCCUCUCCUCAGUCUCCUUUUCCUACCACCCCCACCUCAAGGCGGGCUUUGCACCGGACGCUGUCAGACGAGAGCAUUUACAGCGGGCAGAGGGAGCACUUUUUCACCUCAAGGCCUUCACUUCUGGACCAAGCCCUGCCCAAUGACGUCCUCUUCAGUAGCACGUACCCUUCUCUUCCCAAGUCUCUUCCGUUGCGGAGGCCUUCUUACACCUUGGGAAUGAAGUCGUUGCAUGGAGAGUUCUCAGCCUCGGACAGCUCCCUCACUGACGUCCAGGAGACUCGAAGGCCACCCAUGCCCGACCCUGGCCUGAUGCCCCUGCCCGAUGCUGCUGCGGAUUUGGAUUGGUCCAACCUGGUGGACGCUGCAAAGGCCUAUGAGGUCCAGAGAGCCUCCUUCUUUGCUGCUGCUGAUGAAAACCACCGCCCCUUGAGUGCCGCGUCCAACAGUGACCAGCUGGAGGAGCAGGCGCUGGCCCAGAUGAAGUCUUACAGCAGCAGUAAGGAUUCCUCUCCCACUCUGGCGUCUAAAGUGGACCAGCUGGAAGGUAUGCUGAAGAUGCUCCGGGAAGACUUGAAGAAGGAAAAAGAAGACAAAGCCCACCUCCAGGCGGAGGUCCAGCACCUGCGGGAGGACAACCUGAGGCUGCAGGAGGAGUCCCAGAACGCCUCAGACAAGCUCAAGAAGUUCACCGAGUGGGUCUUCAACACCAUAGACAUGAGCUAG
Messenger RNA from Puma concolor (puma), 5412 nucleotides. It is a transcript of the gene SIPA1L1, whose product is annotated as signal induced proliferation associated 1 like 1. Gene Ontology annotation, molecular function: protein binding; GTPase activator activity. Gene Ontology annotation, cellular component: cytoplasm. Lineage: Eukaryota; Metazoa; Chordata; Mammalia; Carnivora; Felidae. Gene Ontology annotation, biological process: regulation of small GTPase mediated signal transduction. The record is from RefSeq and is a predicted model, not a curated record.